Messenger RNA from Williopsis jadinii, 764 nucleotides. RefSeq names its product short-chain alcohol dehydrogenase. Gene Ontology annotation, molecular function: acetoin dehydrogenase (NAD+) activity. Gene Ontology annotation, biological process: acetoin catabolic process. Bases 12 to 764 code for a protein of 250 amino acids. The record is from RefSeq and is a predicted model, not a curated record. Lineage: Eukaryota; Fungi; Ascomycota; Saccharomycetes; Phaffomycetales; Wickerhamomycetaceae. The transcript is spliced from 2 exons.
UAUAAUCAAGAAUGAGUCGUGUUGCUCUUGUCACUGGUGGUGCUCGUGGUAUUGGUAAGGCUAUUGCUGUGCAAUUGGCCAAAGACGGUUACAAAGUCGCAAUUACUGGCUCAUCUCAAGAAGAACUGGGAUGGCAAACCGUUGAGGAGUUGAAGCAGUUGGGAACUGAUGCCACUUUUAUAAAAGCGGAUUCCGGUGUCUGUGAACAAGUAUUCAACGCUGUUGAAGAAACCUACAAGCAAUUGGGUGGUUUUGACGUCAUCGUCAACAAUGCUGGUAUCGAGGUCACUCCAGCAGACUUGGAGAAGAUCAACAACAUCAACAUCGGUGGUGUCCUUUGGGGUAUCCAAGCCGCUGCUAAGAAGUUCCAGGAAUUGAACCAGCCAGGUAAGAUCAUCAAUGCCGCUUCCGUUGCUGGUCACACCGCUUUCGAGAUGAUGGGUGCUUACUCUGCUACCAAGUUCGCUGUUAGAGGUCUGACCCAUGCAGCUGCUAAGGAAUUGGCCUCAAAGAAAAUCACCGUUAACUCUUACUGUCCAGGUAUCGUCCUUACUCCAAUGUGGGAUGUGAUCGAUGAGAAAAUGGGUGAUUAUGCUGGUGUUCCAAAGGGUGAGACUGUCAAGAAGUACAUUAAUAACAUUGCUCUUGGUCGUGGUGAACAACCAGAGGAUGUUGCUGGUUUGGUCAGUUUCCUCGCUGAUGAGAAGUCCAACUACAUCACUGGUCAAAACAUUCACGUUGAUGGUGGUAUCAUAUUUGUUUAG